AUGGGUAAAGCAACAAUCAUCACCAAGCAUGUCUUGCAAUUGCCAGCAUAUCAGGAUGCGAAAUCUGUAGCAAUCUUUCUGUCAAUGCCGGGGAGAGAAGUGUCAACUCGUGAUAUCGUGCUGCAAGCUUUCGAUGACGGAAAGUCUGUCUUUGUUCCCUAUCUCCAUGCGGGAAAGACUCCGAAGUCGAGGAUCAUGGACAUGCUCCAGCUGCAUGACAAGGAUGACUUUCAUUCUUUGAAACCAGAUGCUUGGGGAAUUCCAUCUAUCCCCAAAGACUCUGUUGGAAGGAGGAGAAAUGCUCUUGGUGGAAUUGGUAUAUCGGAUGCGCCUGAAACAGGUAAAGAUCAUUACCCGAUUCUCGACCUCAUCUUCAUGCCGUCGGUUGCCUUUGACCAGAGUCAUUGUCGUCUCGGCCACGGCAGAGGAUUCUAUGACCGCUAUCUUCAAACAUAUAAGACCGCGCUUGAUUCCAGCACGGCUGGACAGAAGAUGCCACACCUAGUCGGGAUUGCUCUUCGUCAACAGAUGCUGCCGCCCGGCGAGACCAUUCCUGUCAGUGAGCACGACUGGAAGGUUGAUCGGGUGGUCACGCCCGACGACUGA
Messenger RNA from Capronia coronata CBS 617.96, 606 nucleotides. RefSeq lists its product as uncharacterized. NCBI's taxonomy places the organism in Eukaryota, Fungi, Ascomycota, Eurotiomycetes, Chaetothyriales, Herpotrichiellaceae. Gene Ontology annotation, molecular function: 5-formyltetrahydrofolate cyclo-ligase activity. The transcript is spliced from 2 exons. Gene Ontology annotation, cellular component: mitochondrion. Gene Ontology annotation, biological process: folic acid-containing compound biosynthetic process; tetrahydrofolate interconversion. The coding region runs from base 1 to 606 and encodes 201 amino acids. The record is from RefSeq and is a predicted model, not a curated record.